Molecule: messenger RNA, 1687 nt
Organism: Caenorhabditis sp. 36 PRJEB53466
Lineage: Eukaryota; Metazoa; Nematoda; Chromadorea; Rhabditida; Rhabditidae
Source: the annotation of a GenBank genome assembly
AUGAGGCAAUUUCUCGUUUUGGGAGCUCUCGUGAGCACUGUCGCCUCGUUGAGCUUCUUGGAAAAGGCGCAGGGAUACUUGUCGUAAGUUGAACAUGUUUGGAAAUUGAAACCAACAAAGACUUGUUUUUAGUGGUGGAGCAUCCGUGAAUGCCUCUGUUUCCGCCGGCACUUCAGACUCGUCAGGCUCAAAUUUCCUCUCAGGGCUUCAGAAUUCCUCUUUCGGACAGGCUGUCGCAGAAGGAAUUGACCUCUAGUGAGCGAUAAUUUUCUGAGAGAUCAAAAGUUUAACAAAAGUUUUCAGCAACAAUGUGAAGAGUGGAAACACAACGGAUCAGUGGCAGACGUAAGUUACAUCAAUUGAACGCGCAAACAAGUUUAUUUUCGAUUUAGGGCCCUUGCCAACUCUUCACUCGGAGGAUACUAUCAAACGGGAGUGGAAUACUAGUGAGUUUAGAAAGGAAUCAUUGUGUUAACUUUGUCAAUUAACAGUAACACCAUCAAGAACGGAAAUAGCAGCGGUGUUAACACCGAUUCCAUCCAAAAGUGAGUGUGUCUUUCUAGCAAGUGAAAUAACAUUCGGACUUCUAGAAGUAUUGCCAACUCCACGUUCGGCGAAGUCGUUCAGUCUGGAGUUGAUUUCUUGUAAGCUCUAUUCCUUUCUGCUUUUUCUUAUCCCUCCAUUCCAGCAACUCUAUGAAAAACGGAAACUCCAAGUACUCGGGCAACGCUUCCGAGAUCAUCUCCGCCUUCCUUCCGUUCCUCACCAACGCUUCCACUGAAGCACAAACUGAAUUCUAUGCAAUUCUGCCGAAUGUCGCGAACUUGACAAUUGCUGAGUUUGAGAACCAGGUCAACGCGUGGGCGGUGAAAUACAACCUGACUGCCGACGUGGAAGCGUACAACCAGAGAGCGGAAAACAUGACGAUAGCUGCCGAGGAGCACGCGAACGCGAUCGUGAUGAAUCUGCCAAAUGUGCUGAGCAAUCUUAAGGCGAUCGGAAGUGACAAAAACCAGACGGUCGAGGAGAUGCACAGCAGAAUCGUUAACUACAUUGUGUCCCUGGACGACGAUACUCGAGAUGUGAGCCAACUGUUCAGAUGAUAUUUUUUAAUGAUUUCAUUUGCAGAUUGUCAUUGUUCUCUUCAACAGUCUCCUUCCUCCGCAAUUCAAACAAGUCAAGGUUUCCCAAACUAUUACAGAAUUAUUCGCAGUAGUUGGUUUUUCAGUGCUCCGGGGGCAGCUUCAUCACUGACAUGUGGCAGAAAGCUACCGAUUUCUUCGGCGGAAACGGAAGCAGCACAUCGGGUUCCUCUUCUUCGUCUGGAUCUUUCUGGAGUGGAGGAAACAAUGGAGCUGUGAACACAAAGAUCGGAAUCCUCACCAACUUUUUCAACGUUUGUUUGUCAGAAGAUUCGCAGAUUCAUCAUUAACUUCAGAAAAACAACCUCACGGAUGCUGACGUCAACGUCGCCCUGAGUGAUCCGGCAGUUCAGUUGGGAGACACUGCGUCCGUCCAAAUCCUUCCGGUCGCUCACGUCAAACUGCAGGGAGAUGUUGAGACCAGCGUUACCAAAAAGAACAAGAAGCAACAGCAGCAGGCGAACAAGAACAAGAAGAAGGCGACGACGGUUGCACCAGCCGGAGACGCGAACCUCGCCGUGGAAGUGCACGCCCAAGUACUUUAG